Wyeomyia smithii (pitcher-plant mosquito) is the source of this 2011-nucleotide messenger RNA. RefSeq lists its product as uncharacterized. The transcript has 2 exons. The coding region runs from base 328 to 1929 and encodes 533 amino acids. Lineage: Eukaryota; Metazoa; Arthropoda; Insecta; Diptera; Culicidae. The record is from RefSeq and is a predicted model, not a curated record. Gene Ontology annotation, molecular function: protein binding.
GCGCUCAAGAUACGAAACAUUCGUCACGCGCUAGUUUGAUUUACUGCGCAUGUUCCGGCUGGGAUGUCAUAUUCUGCUUUCUGCAACAAUUCACUUUCCACAUUCUGUUGUUUGUUUAUUCUCGAAAUAGUUAAAACUACACCCUCUCUGCUUGAUAGUUUUGUCAAAAAGCAGAUUCGAAUCUAUUGUGAAAAACUCGCGAAAGAUGUGAAUUUAAUUCGGAACGUUCCACGACGUUCCUACUGGACAAAUCUGUCCAAUAAUAGACAUUGCGUAGCAUGUCGUUCAAUUCUGGCUGUUUACUUCUUCUGCUGUAGUUUGUAAGAAAUGUCCGAUUUCGAGUUCCUACCCUUCGAGAUCUGCUGUAUGAUAUUCGACUAUCUCAGUGUGGCAGAUCUGAAGAAUGCUUCCCUCACAUGUCGCCGCUGGUGUCACAUUAUAUUUUCCGACAGUUACAUCCGACGAUUCAUGCUUAAGAUCAACCUGCACCGAUCGGAUCAAUCUAAGGUGGUUAAAUCCAACGGAUCGCUCGUGGCGUGCGAUCGAUCGUCCCGUGUCUCGGUGCCUAGCUCCUUUCCCUGUUCCUUGUAUCAACGCUGCCGGAUGGGAAAGGUGAAGUCCAAAUGUGAGCUACGUCAGAUGUCCCUGGUACUGAGACGAUCCUGUCGACACUACAGCAACAUAACGUUCGUCUGCGACAAUCGAAGUGAAUUUACGGAUAAUGUUUUCAACGUCAUACUAAACUUGCUGCGACCCAGCGGUCUGGAGCGGGUGGAGCUGUUGAAAAUUAUUCUUUCCUCCAAUUUAAAUGUUCUCAUUACGAUACUGAAUAGUGCCAUUAGAAACAUGAUACGGUUGAAAAGUUUCCAUCUAAUCUACGAUCCGCAGCGUAGGCUGCAGUGUGGCGAUCAAAUAAGACCCUGCAUUGUGAUCGAGAGUCCCACUAUUACGCACAUUGAACUGAAAUCCGUCAUUCCGGAGCAGAUUAAAUUACCAAAGUUAAACUCGUUGAAUGUUAGCCUGCAGCCAGGGAUAGCGAGCAUUAUCGAGAGCGUUGCUGAUAACCUCGUAACGUUACAGCUGCAGCUAGACUGUUCGACUGCGAACUGCGGCGAAAAGGAAAUCUACGCCUUAACGCUCGAUCGUCUCAAAGUGCUCAAGCUCAGUAGAGGAAUCAUGAAUGAAUUCAGCUUUCCCAUUCCCGUCAGUUCAAACCGACCGGGACUCAAGUUGCGUUUCUUUCGGCACCUGGAUAAACUAGAGAAGCUGAUUCUGGAGGAAAAGUACACAGCGGAAAACAUUUUCCUAGCCAUCUGCGAAACGUCACGUAAUCUAGUAGAGCUCAAAAUAGAUCACCUGAAAGUCAUUAACUGUGCCGUUCUGGAGAGACUAUCGCUAUUGCCGAAUCUUAAGAUACUUGCUCUGCCGAAUAUUUACUCCUCGCACGAGAUCUCUUUUCACAACGUCUACCUGCCCAGGCUGGAAAGCCUCCACCUGGAGAUAUAUAAGGAUUCCACACACUCGUUCUGUAAGUUUGUUAAUCUGAAAUGCCUGACAAUCGGUUCGUACUCCUCGCAAGCACCGGAAGUCAUCGACAUCAUCUCGAUGUACAUCCAGCAGUUGCGCGAGUUGCGGUUGUACUUUCUGGACUACGCGGAUGUUUCGUCGCGCACGUUCCGUAAGCUAGCCUACCUGGGACAGUUGCGCAAGCUCGAACUGCUCAAGGGCUACUUGCGGCGUGAUGUGUUUGGCCGCUGUCCGCCCGGGUUGAGCGAACUGGAAGCGAUUGUGUUCAAGUUCUGCCAGUUGGACACGCAGUACUUCGACGGAUUGCGCGAGCGUUUUCCCCGACUGCGGGAUGUUCGCUUCGAGGACUGCAUGGUGCGCGGGCAGUUGCCCUGUUCGGAGAUGUGGCUUAGCUAUCGUUAGAUAGAGGAAGGUUAUUGAGUUUGCGAUGAGAGGUUGUCAGAUUUUAUCGUUAAUAAAAUUUUGUUGAUUCUGAACGUUGAAA